Prinia subflava (tawny-flanked prinia) is the source of this 3272-nucleotide messenger RNA. RefSeq names its product kelch like family member 30 (gene KLHL30). The record is from RefSeq and is a predicted model, not a curated record. The transcript has 4 exons. Gene Ontology annotation, cellular component: cytoplasm. Gene Ontology annotation, biological process: actin filament bundle assembly. Lineage: Eukaryota; Metazoa; Chordata; Aves; Passeriformes; Cisticolidae. Gene Ontology annotation, molecular function: actin filament binding. Bases 1022 to 2953 code for a protein of 643 amino acids.
AGGAACGGGCCGGGGCAGGAGGGUCCAUUGUGGCCCCCGAGGGAGCGGGGGAGAAGAGCUGCCCUCAAGUGCACCUCCUCCCCUUGAUCCCAUCUGACGUGGAUCCCCCAUGGCCCCUCUGAAACCCGGGAUGCUGAGAAGGGCCUUGCCUGGUUUCUUCUGCUCAUUACUGCAGGACUGGGGGAGCGGGAGCUGAGGGAGAGGGAAGGAUCCGGCUGUGGGAAAUUGGGCAGAGGGUGGGAUAAGGCCGAAGAACUGGUGGAGAGGGAUGAAUGUGGUUGUUGGAACUGGAGGAGAGAGACCAUCCUUGGUUGUUUCGGUGCUGCUUUGCUCAUCCCUGUGGGUAUGCAGCCAGGAAAUGGAAAGGAAGAAGAGGGAAAAGGAAAAGGGGAAUCCCCUGAGAUUCUCUGAGCAGAUCCUGAAGGGGGCAGUGCCUGCUUUCCUGAGGAACAGGGUGAGAAAAGAGGCAGAGAUGGAGGUUUAGGGCAGAAUAUCCUCUCAUGCUCCUGCACACCCUUGCACUGUGGAGAGCUGCAGUCUCAGAAGAGGCUCUCCAGGCUGGGGGAUACAACCCUGGCACAACCCUUUGCCAAAAGGCUUUCAGCAAAUUCUGCCCUCCUACAGCAAAGCAUAACCCGUGCUCACGCUGUGGCUCUGGCCAGCAUAAGCUCAUUCUCCCCAUGAGAGCUGGGUGUCAGCCUGCACUGAAGCCAGGGAGGCUUGAGAGGCUGACGGUAAUGGAUCCUCGCCAGCUAAUCGGUGUUUAUAGGCUUAGAUCUGCUGCUUCUUAAUUUUAUUCCAGCCCCUCGAUUGAAUUUCUCACAUGUAAGUGAGCCCCACGAGUCCAAGCUGGCCAUAUAUAAUGGAUGGCAGUGGAGGGAAAGAACACAAAUGUGGCUGAAUGCCAGUAACCGAUGCCCAGGCAUGGGUGCAGCAGAACCUCUGCUAACAUCCCCCACUGCCAGAACCUGCCCUCAGCGCCUCUGUGCAAGACACUUCCUCUGUCCCAUGGCCCGGGGCCAUGACCAGCCUCGGCCGUUCUCCACAGGACAAGGCUCAGAGCCAAGUCACCACGCCACUGUCUCCAGGAAUGGCGCCAGUUCCACCCGCGGAGCCCUGGUGCUGCCACUCGAUGCCCCAUCAAAUAUUGAUACGAUGCUCAAUGCCUCUGUGCCCUGCCCGAACACUCCAGCCCUCCCUGCUGCCCCGUGCUGCUCACUGCUCCCCACAAGGGACUGUGGGGCUGCAGCCCCACCGCCUCCGGGUGCUCCCUGAGCACGGCACGGCAGGGCCCGAGCCCGCACCUUCAGCAGCAGCCAGCGCAGCCCCCUGCAGCAGCCGGGGGAGCCCUGGAGGUGUUGGGGCCACCUCCCCUUGCUGCCCUCCCCAGGAGGAGGCCCGCGCCUCUGCCCCCAGCAGCCGCCCGGCCCGGCAGGGGAUGGAGCCCGGCAGGUCGGUGCCGGCGGAGCUGAAGCUCCGCAAGCCCUCGCAGCGGGCCAGGAUCCCGGCGCCCUUCCUCGCCCACCCGGACGGGGCUCCCGGGCCGGCGGGGCCGCCCGGGCCGGACCCCGCGGAGGCAGACGCGGAAUCCCUGGUGCCCACGCACGAUGAGCGGGGCCGCCUCAUCCCCGAGUGGAAGCGGCAAGUGAUGGUGCGGCGGCUGCGGGCCCGACUGGCGGACGAGGACCCGGCGGGAGGGCAGGAUACGGGCUCCUGGAGCUUCUCGCCCUCCCACCAAGCCGUGCUGGGCCCGUUCGGGGAGCUGCUGACCGAGGCCGACCUGCAUCAGUUGGAGUGGGCAGUGGAGAGCCUGCGCCUGCGGCGGCGUGGCGAGGUGUACCAGAGCGAGCUGCGGCGCCUGGUGAGGGAGCUCCGCGCCCUCCUGCCCGCCCCGCUGCUCAACAUCUCCGUCCGCAGCCCCCCGCCCGCUCCGGGGCAGCCCCUGCCCCUCUGGUGCGGCCGCCUGGCCGGCGCCGUCAAUAGCCUGGCCGCGCUGCUGGGCAACGCCGAGGGCGUGUGGGGUCCCCGUGCCGCCCCCUCCUCUCUGCCCGCCGCCCCCUCCGCUCUCCCCGCCGCCGGCGGGCACGCCCGGGAGCCGGGGGGCAGCCUGGCGCAGCGGGAGAUCCGGCAGUGCGGAGUCUGCGUCCGCAGCCUGCGCGGCGCCUUCGAGCCCGCCUGGGGAACCGCGGGGAGCGCGCCCGCCGGGGCCGGGGAGGCGGAGGCCGCCAGCGACUCGGGCAUCAGCUGCGAGGAGGCGUUUUCCGACGGCGGCGGCGGCUCCCCGCGGCAGGGGAAGGGGCCGGGGCCAGAGUGGGGCAGCUUGAGGAAGGAACGGAUCGUGAUGCUCUUCCUGAGCCACUGGAGACGCUCCGCUUACGCGCCCCUCCAGCCCGCCGGGGACCCCGGGCAGACGGCGGGGAGCGGGGCGCGGGCGGCGGCGCGCCUGGCGCGGCAGAGAGCGGCCAUCCAGCGGCUCCUGAGCGGCUGGCGGGACGCCGCCUCCCGCCGGCCGCCGCCGCCGCCCCCCGCCCGCACCCUGCUCUCCCCGGAGCAGUUCGUGUCGGCGGCGGGGGGCGGCCCGGCCGAGUACGACAGCCUGUCGCUGGAGCUCUUCAUGCUGGGCUAUUUCCGCAUCUUGGAGCAGGACCUGCCCCCCGAGGAGCGCCGGGGCCGCCACCUGCUCUGUUUCGAGGUGUUCGAGCAGCUGGGCCGGCACGGCUGGCGGGCGGUGCGCGCCUUCCACCGCGCCGUCAUCGACGAGAUCGCGGCCGGGCGGCGCGGCUGGCGCGACGGCUUCGACGACAUCAAGGCACGGCACUUCGGGACCCUGCACAGCCCGGGCCAGCGGCCGGGGCUCGCCCGGGAGGAGGGGGACGAGAUCUGCCGCUACAUCGAUCGCAGCUUCGCCUUUUGGAAGGAGAAGGAGGCCGAGAUCUUCAGCCUGGAGGAGUGAUGCCGAGGGGCUUCGGAGGCCGCGGGCUGCAAUAAAAACCUUCUCGCUUCUGUCCCAGCUGAGCGAGGCUUUCCGGGGCGGUGAAGAAAGCUGCCAAGCUGGGCGGGCCGCCUCAGCAGCCCGGCUCCCCUCUCCCAGGGCGGGUGUUCGGGCCUCGGCUACCGCGGAGUGAGAUAAUGACCUUUAUUUAUAGCGGCACCGGCAGUGCCAGCCGGAGGAGCGAGGAGGGGCAGCGCGGGGACCCCCUGCUGCCCAAGGGGGGAGGGAGGGGGCUGUGGGUGCUCGUCCCUCCAGGCUCGGUGCCCAGCGACCCCUUGGC